GCCCGCGUCAGCAGGUUCAGACAGUGAACGGGAGGGGACGAGGCCGCGAGCGCGUCCACGCCUCCCAGACACAGCGGGAGCACAGUGUCUUCCGCUGGCUGCCCUCACAUGCCCCACUUUUCCCUUUUAUCUAAAUUAUUGACGGUGCCCUUCUGUGCAGACAGGCUCUGCAGACCCGGAGCUCGUGCACCCGUUUCCAUUAUCUGCAGAGCAUGGACACACGCGUCGUGCUUAAAAUAGGGUGCAAACAGUAUCUUCAACUUUAAUGUCCAUCCUGACAUGAACCCUUUAUGAUUAGUCACUGGUGGCCUCAUUUCCUGCUGGUUUCAGUGGCAAUGCUCCAGCGUGGAGAACGGGCCGAAUGUGCUAAAGAGCCUCUGCAGCUGCAAACAGAAGCCUCACAGUCACAUGUGCAUUUAACCGACUGCUUUCAUGAACCUCUCAUCUCGUCCUCUCCGUCGUCUGGUGGCCCCUCGAUGUAUCAGCGCUGCCUCUCCACACUAGGUGGCGAUGUGUGCUCGCUCUCAGUCAGCUGGAACUCACUCACAACAGCAAAGAAGCCGAACAUGUCAUUCCUGCAUUUGUUGAAUGUAAUUUUAGAAAGGAUUGGGUUAAACUCAGUGAAAUCACAUCUUUUUUGAAAAAGUCCAGUAAACAACACGCUCACUGUCUAUGUUCAUUAUACGUGAAUUUCUCCAUUUAUAAUAAAUAAUAUGGCGAUGACAUAUUUCCAUGUUGGAGCACGACUGCAAACGGCCAUGACCAUGCAAACGACUGCGCGAGGCCUUUUGCCAAAAACAAAAAUGCCUGAGGAAAUAAAUAAAUAAAGGUGUUCUGAGAGCGCUUAGUGAAAGCAAAGGUGCAGUAAUGGUGUUUAACCGUGUGAUGAGAAGUUGGUGGAUGGCUCUGAUUGAUGGACUCUGGCUCUGAGUGGUAAUGCUGCUCUCGCUGCAGUCAUUAAAGCCUGGCGAUGCUCUGUCUGCGUCUCCUCGAGCUUAAGUCACCUCACCCUCGUCUGUAUUUAAUAGAAGAACCAGCACUUAGGCCGCAUUAAACAGUGGAAUGUUGCAUUAUUGUUAGGGCAGGUUCCCACACCAGCGCAUGCAUUUUGUAUGUGAUGGGAGUGAUCGUGUCCUGCGAGGCAAAAUUAAUCAUCAGAAAAAUUCCACAGAUGCUCUCAACUACUCCAAUGCUCCAAUGUUUAUUUUUUCUUUGAAUAUUCUAUGAUGAUGUUGUUUUGCUUCUUUCCGGACUUUUCGGUAGCUUUACAAAAUACAGUUAAGGUAAAAAAAAAAAAAACACCUUCCGGGCUCCAAUUUAUUGAAAUUCAAGUCAAUAAGGAAUUCAUUUUUCAUUCAAGAAAAAGACUUGUGUGUUGUUCUCACCAUAGCACACGUUCUGUACGAGCCUUUAGGGACGAGUCUAUCAGGAGCUUCUAACAUGAAGCCACUGAAAUGCUUCUCCGCUUCCUCGGUCUCAGACCGAUGUUUCACCUCUCGCCAAUUGAUUUGCCCUCCACCCACCUUUUACACAGACUCCAUUAGCGUGUGCACCGUCAUCAGUUGUGAAAUAUACUCCUAUUUGUCUUACAACAAUAUAUUAAGACUAUAAUAAUACAACUUACUCACACUAAUUUAGCAGUUCAGGUCUAGUUUGCUUUCACCCGUGUUGUUUUAGACAUUGACCUCUUCUCCUGUAUGUUCUAUCACACAUGUGCUCAUCCUCCACUUCACUACUCUUAACUACAGUGUCAUAAACAAAGUAGUUUUACAGUCACAUUGCUCUAAGUUAUUGUCUGUACGGCUGAACAGCCCAGUCGACUGGAGCAGCGCCGCACAGGGCAGGGCAGGUUACUUUACUCUAAGUGCUGCUGGUGUUCCAGCCAUCAGCGGAUGUGGAUCAAUGCUUGGUUUUACAGCUUUGCAUCCUUGAAAUGACUGAGCAAAUACAGACGGCUCAGAGUGUCAGUCGGGGACUAUUAGUAAAGAAAAUUCCUUCAGUAUCAGCCCCCACCUCACCGACCUCAAACACACAGAGCCCAGGACCGGGUGAGGCGAGAUGGGCUGAGUGCGGUCGGAGUCCACAACGAAACAUCCAGGACACGACAUGCGGCAGAGAGGAAUCAGAGGAGGAGCGUUGGCCGGCGGAGGUGGCUUUGGAGCCUUUUGCAAAAGUAAAAGUCUGGAGAUCCUUUGCAGGAGCCGAUAAUGGAGUCGGGACGCGGUUACUUAGAGUCAGUGCAGCAGCUUUCUGGUGGGAACGAGCCGGGGCUUUGCUCGGAGCGCACGCAUUUGCUGAUGCCUGUGCAAAAACCCCUGAUGAUGAUGAUGAUGAUGAUGAUGAGGUAGCCGGAGGGAGGAGAUGAGUGGCAGCAGGUGAUGGCCGUAGCCCUUAGCUACACGUCGGACGGGCGCCUUUUCCUGCAGGACUUCCGCACGUAUCCAAGGCCCCGCAGCGAUGGACAUCGAGGGCAUGGAAGUGUUUGCCAUCGUUGUUGUCAUUGGGCUGUUUAUAGUCGUGCUCAAGCAGUUUGGCAUCUGGGAGCCCAUGUCACUGGAAGACAGCAGCGACAGCGACCUGGAGCUCUCCAUGGUGCGCCACCAGCCCGAGGGGCUCGACCAGCUCCAAGCCCAGACCCAGUUCACCAGGAAGGAGCUCCAGUCACUUUACAGAGGCUUCAAAAAUGAAUGUCCCAGUGGACUCGUGGAUGAAGAAACGUUCAAAACCAUUUACUCACAGUUCUUCCCUCAAGGAGAUGCGACCACCUAUGCUCACUUCCUUUUCAAUGCGUUUGACAUGGACAGAAACGGCUCCAUUCGCUUCGAGGACUUUGUUUUAGGGUUAUCAGUGCUGCUUAGAGGCUCCGUUACAGAGAAGCUCCGAUGGGCCUUUAACCUGUACGAUAUCAACAAGGACGGCUAUAUUACAAAAGAGGAAAUGUUGGCAAUAAUGACGUCCAUUUAUGACAUGAUGGGCAGGUAUACUUUACCCAGUGUACGAGACGACUCCCCCUUUGAGCAUGUGGAGAAAUUCUUCCAGAAGAUGGAUCGUAACAGAGAUGGUGUGGUGACGUUAGAUGAAUUUAUAGAAACCUGCCAAAAGGAUGAGAAUAUAAUGGCUUCCAUGCAGCUCUUUGAAAACGUCAUCUAGUUCUUUAACGGAGCGUGGCUCAGUAAUGCUGCACGGUUGCAUCUGCGAGAGCUUGGGCCGAAAAUAACAUCCUGAACAAUUAUCCUGAUAAAGAAAGAUUUCAUCACAGCACAAGGAGAAAUGUUUCUUUGCAUGACAAAGUUUUUAUUUUGUUUUUGCACAAGAAGUAAAUGUGAAACUUUGUCAUCACAGUCAGAUGAGCAUGAGUCUAAAAGCAUGUGAUGCUAACCACUCCUAGCACAAACAAGUUCUUUUAUUGUUGACCCCUUUAAACCUGAGGCGUUAAUCAGUAGGUUUGCGAGGGUUUUUGUGUAAUGUUGGUGUCCAGUCAUUAUCGUGUUGAAGCCUAAAAAAAUAAAGUGUUGAACAACUCUAUAGAAUA
This is a messenger RNA of Betta splendens (Siamese fighting fish), 3532 nucleotides long. Its product is annotated as calsenilin-like. Lineage: Eukaryota; Metazoa; Chordata; Actinopteri; Anabantiformes; Osphronemidae. Gene Ontology annotation, molecular function: RNA polymerase II cis-regulatory region sequence-specific DNA binding; calcium ion binding; DNA-binding transcription repressor activity, RNA polymerase II-specific. Gene Ontology annotation, cellular component: voltage-gated potassium channel complex; nucleus. The record is from RefSeq and is a predicted model, not a curated record. Gene Ontology annotation, biological process: negative regulation of transcription by RNA polymerase II; regulation of potassium ion transmembrane transport. The coding region runs from base 2458 to 3150 and encodes 230 amino acids. The transcript is spliced from 8 exons.